Messenger RNA from Vigna umbellata (rice bean), 1634 nucleotides. It is a transcript of the gene ATXR5, whose product is annotated as TRITHORAX-RELATED PROTEIN 5. The record is from RefSeq and is a predicted model, not a curated record. Lineage: Eukaryota; Viridiplantae; Streptophyta; Magnoliopsida; Fabales; Fabaceae. Gene Ontology annotation, molecular function: protein binding.
GGGUGAUUAUUUUCCUAAUUAUUUUUUAUUUUUUAUUUAUUUUUUCUCAUUUCCCCUUCCUUUGGUUGCCACAGUUCUCACAACCAUUCUCCUCUCCCUCUCCAACUCAGGAAAACGGUUUCCUCGAAAAUAUAAAUUCCAAUUCUGCACCUUUUGUUUCGAAAAUUUCUCAAUCCGCCAUGCCUCCAGCCACCUCUUCGCCUACGGCUCAGAGACACGUUGGCUUCAGCCGCCGCACGCAGGCGCCGUUCCAGCUCAACGACUCCUCGAGUCAGCUCCAUGAUGACUCGCCGCCGGCGAAGAAGUACCGGCUGAUGUCAGACAUUAUGGCGCGUGCCCAGUAUGCGGUGGUGGAAAGAGAGACUUACAGUGACCUGUUGUGUGAGCAAUGUGGUUCCGGUGAGCUGUCGGACGAGCUGCUUCUCUGCGACAAAUGCGACAGAGGCUUCCACAUGAAAUGCGUGAGGCCGAUUGUCGUGAGAAUUCCGAUUGGAUCGUGGCUUUGUCCUAAGUGUCAGGGAGGGAAGAGAGUGCGGUCUUUCUCGCAAAAGAGGAUAAUUGAUUUCUUCGGGAUUCGGAGGAGUUAUUUUUAUGCUGAUGACAAGAGUUCUUCUCAGGAUGCAAAGAAGCGUAGGAAACGUUCAAGACCUCUGGUAUUACAUAAGAGAAAAAGGAGAUUGUUACCAUUUGUUCCUACAAAAGAUCCUGCUCAGAGAUUGAAACAGAUGGGUUCCCUUGCUUCUGCUUUAACAGCAUUAAAUAUAGAAUUCUGUGAUCACCUCACAUACUUGCCUGGAAUGGCUCCUAGAUCUGCGAAUCGAGCCGAACUGGAAAACGGUGACAUGCAGAUUCUUUCCAAGGAAGACUUAGAGACCGUAGAACACUGUAUUGCUAUGUCUAAACGAGGCGAAUUCCCUCCCUUUAUGGUUGUUUACGAUUCGUGUCAAGGCUAUACUGUUGAGGCUGAUGACCUAAUCAAGGAUAUGACAAUUGUUGCUGAAUACACUGGCGAUGUGGAUUACCUUCACAACCGGGAACGUGAUGAUUGUGACAGCAUGAUGACCCUUCUUCUUGGAAGAGAAAGUUGUCAAAGUCUUGUUAUCUGUGCUGAUAAACGUGGAAACAUCGCUCGCUUUAUAAGUGGCAUAAACAAUCAUACACAGGAAGGUAGGAAGAAACAAAACUGCAAAUGUGUGAGAUACAAUGUUGGUGGUGAAUGCAGGGUCUUUUUGGUUGCUACUCGUGACAUUUCUAAGGGAGAAAGGCUUUAUUAUGAUUACAAUGGUUACGAGUAUCAUUACCCGACUCAUCAUUUUGUCUAAGUGAACGACAUAAAAUACCUACUAAAAGACAUAAGAUACCUGCUAUGAGGGAGAAUUGGAAUGCAACUUUAGAUCCUCUGGAAAGGAUUUUAUUUAUAUUCUUAAAAUUUUCAACUCAUUGCUUUUGCAGAUUCAACAAAUUUCUUCCUAAAUUACCGGUAUAGGAAAUUCGUUGUAAUUUAUGCUGUAGAGCUGCUCAAUUAUGCGGCUUAGAGUACCUUAGGAAACUUUGUUCAUUUAGGUUAUAUCUCAGAAGAUGAGAUAUACAUUUUUUCAUCAAUACAAUUUUAAGUCAUUUAAAGGAUCAUCAGU